UUACGUCGGACACGCCUUAAAUGACAGGCUUCUUUUUUGUACUGAACUACUUAAUAGUCUCAGGGGUUUUAAGUAACGCGUUUGCUAAAAUGUCAGCCGAACGUCUCGCUAAAAUCCCCGAGGUUGAUAUAGAUCCGAAUGGCGUGUUUAAAUAUGUCCUCAUACGCGUGCACAGCAAAACUGACGACGAGUCACAUGUGGAUAUUGUGAGAGGAUACGCAUGGGCCGAGUAUCACGCUGAUAUAUAUGAUCGUGUUUCUGGAGAGCUGGAGAGAGCAGGUGGGGUGGACUGUGAAUGUCUCGGAGGAGGACGGAUCAAACAUAACAGCGCUGAGAAAAAGAUCCACGUCUAUGGCUAUUCCAUGGGCUUCGGAAAAGCAAAGCAUGCCGUUUCCACUGAGAAAAUAAAGGCUUGUUACCCAGACUACGAGGUCACUUGGGCAGAUGAGGGGUAUUGAGAAGUUGUUCCCAACUUGUUUGUCUUAACAGAGCAAUGGACUGUUUCAGGUUGUGCCAAAGUUGGAAAAAACAUGGACAUAUUUACAUGAUUCAGAUGUGGAUUGAUAAAACGACAAAUUUUUACAUUAAAACCAGAGGUCAUUUUCUUUA
Messenger RNA from Misgurnus anguillicaudatus (oriental weatherfish), 609 nucleotides. It is a transcript of the gene phpt1, whose product is annotated as phosphohistidine phosphatase 1. Gene Ontology annotation, cellular component: cytosol. Gene Ontology annotation, biological process: peptidyl-histidine dephosphorylation. The record is from RefSeq and is a predicted model, not a curated record. NCBI's taxonomy places the organism in Eukaryota, Metazoa, Chordata, Actinopteri, Cypriniformes, Cobitidae. Gene Ontology annotation, molecular function: protein histidine phosphatase activity.